Molecule: messenger RNA, 6782 nt
Organism: Peromyscus maniculatus bairdii (prairie deer mouse)
Lineage: Eukaryota; Metazoa; Chordata; Mammalia; Rodentia; Cricetidae
Source: RefSeq, a predicted model, not a curated record
AGUUUUUCCCGUUUUCUUGCUGACGUUUUUUUUUAAAAAAAAAAACGAUGCCGAUUCUCUUAAUCAGUCUUAGGAAUUCCUGUGCUCAACCGAAGUCACAGUUGUAAGAGUUCAGUCCGGACGUUGCACAAGUUGACUGCAAAGAGCUGGAGAAUGGUAUCCUUUUCUACCCCAGAUUUGUUUACUUUCAUACUUGGAGCUGUCAUUUCUUGAGCUUAAAAAAUAAUGUCCUCAGUUUCUCCUCAGAGGUUCUUUGUAUAGUCCAGCUGUUGUUGCAACGCGGCGGAGGUUCCCACAGCUGGCCAGAGAAAUGGCCGUCAAGAAGUAGAUGCCCAGAUGUAACGGUGAGGAAAUAAUCCACGUGUCAUGAAGUAAGAUGCAGCAUAGCGUUCCUCCAGAUUAGUUAAGUAGCAGACGAAGACAUUGUAUUUUGAAAUAUGAUUAAUCUCCUGAUGCAGCACCAGAGGCUAACAAUAUUAAUGGCCAGAUCUAGCGCUCACAUGGUCUUCUGAAGAAGCCAUGGGUAGCUGUUGGAGCUGUCCAGAUAAAGACACUGUCCCAGAUAACCAUCGGAACAAGUUUAAGGUCAUUAAUGUGGAUGAUGACGGGAAUGAGCUAGGCUCUGGCAUAAUGGAGCUCACAGACACAGAACUGAUUCUAUACACCCGUAAACGCGACUCGGUAAAAUGGCACUACCUCUGCCUGCGACGAUACGGCUACGACUCCAAUCUCUUUUCUUUUGAAAGUGGUCGAAGGUGUCAGACUGGACAAGGAAUCUUUGCUUUUAAGUGUGCCCGUGCAGAAGAAUUAUUUAACAUGUUGCAAGAGAUAAUGCAAAAUAAUAGCAUAAAUGUGGUGGAAGAGCCAGUUGUAGAAAGGAAUAGUCAUCAGACAGAAUUGGAAGUUCCUCGAACACCUCGGACACCCACAACUCCAGGGUUUGCUGCUCAGAACUUACCUAAUGGAUAUCCCCGCUACCCUUCAUUUGGAGAUGCCUCCUCCCACCCCUCCAGCCGGCAUCCUUCUGUGGGAAGUGCUCGCUUACCCUCAGUCGGUGAAGAGUCUACACAUCCUUUGCUUGUGGCCGAGGAACAGGUACAUACUUAUGUUAACACUACAGGUGUGCAAGAAGAGCGAAAAAACCGUGCAAGCGUGCAUGUGCCUCCGGAGGCAAGAGUUUCUAGUGCGGAAAGCAACACACCAAAAGAAGAACCGAGUAACACUGAAGACAGGGACCCUCAGGUUCUUCUUAAGCCCGAAGGAGUGAAGUUUGUGUUAGGCCCAACCCCUGUUCAGAAGCAGUUAAUGGAAAAGGAGAAGCUGGAGCAGCUGGGGAGAGACCAAGUUAGUGGAGGAGGUGCCAACAGCGCCGCCGAGUGGGACACUGGCUAUGACAGCGACGAACGGAAAGACACUCCCUCCGCUAACAAACUGGUGUACGAAAAUAUAAACGGGCUGUCUAUCCCCAGUGCCUCCGGGGUCCGGAGAGGUCGUCUGACAUCGGCCAGUGCCUCCGAUACUCAGAACAUCAACAACUCCGCUCAGAGGAGGACAGCGUUGUUGAACUAUGAGAACCUGCCGUCUCUGCCUCCUGUUUGGGAAGCCCGCAAGCUAAGCAGGGAUGAAGACGACAAUUUAGGACCAAAGACGCCAUCUCUAAAUGGCUACCAUAAUAAUCUGGACCCAAUGCAUAACUAUGUUAACACAGAGAAUGUAACUGUACCGGCAAGUGCUCACAAACUAGACUAUUCGAGGCGUCGGGACUGCACCCCGACAGUCUUUAACUUUGACGUCAGGCGCCCCAGCUUAGAGCACAGGCAGCUCAAUUACAUCCAGGUGGAUUUGGAAGGCGGCAGUGACUCCGACAACCCUCAGACUCCAAAGACUCCUACCACUCCCCUUCCCCAGACCCCCACCAGACGCACGGAGCUGUACGCCGUGAUAGACAUCGAGAGGACUGCUGCUAUGUCCAACUUGCAGAAAGCACUACCACGAGACGACGGGACGUCUAGGAAAACGAGACAUAACAGUACUGACCUGCCCAUGUGAGCCUGGAGAGCAUUACGUCUUUUGCACCGUCGUGACGUUUUUAAAAUGAAGAUGCGAUGCUUCACUGUCAUUUCUACACUAACUCCUUUAUAGACUGAUCCGUUGUUUUCUGAAUAGUUCAUGUGCAUCUUUAAAGGGAAUUAAUGUAGAGCAGGUACUCCUUGCAGAACACUAGUUUCAUUAUAUUCUACUCAUUAUUGUACAGCAGCAUUCCCAUUUUCACAGUGCCUAUUUAAAAUGAGAUUUGAAGUGAAUGACAUGCUGGUUGAUUUUAUUCCAUAUUCAGGACAUAUGCAUAUCUUUCACGUCUAAGUUGUGUUGGCAUUUCAACCUUUCAUAAAGUCUCUUGAUAAUGUGCAUUGCUGACAUAACUCUAGGCUUUGAAGGUAGGACUCACUGCUCACAGUGUAUGGUCUCCAGCAUGGAACAUGAGGAAUCUUAUUUCAGUAAUUAAAGGCUUUUUGACUUGGGCCAAAAAAAAAAAAAAGAAAGAAAGAAAGAAACAAAAGAGCCACACCUCCUUUUGUACCAGUCAGCUCCUCUGUCUUCAGUGUUACUAGAAAGAGUCCAGUAUCAUGAAUAUAGUUAUGUAUUGGGAGGCAGGCAGGAGACAACGUUUUGUUUACUCAUCUCAUGGUGUCAUUUGAAGGGCAUGUCCAGAUAUCUUACUCAGAAUGAUGGUGGCUUUAGGAAAUCAGUCUCAGGUCACUUUACCCAGAAACAUUUGAAAAAUCUACACCAUGAUCUGUUGGCGUUUCUCUUCGAUAGGUUAUUGGCAGCACAUUGUUUUCUGGAGACAUUUGUGCCAUGAAAUUCCCAUUUAGCUUCAGGUUUUUUGUUUUGUUUUCCCCUUUGGUGUUUGGGUUGUCUUUGUUUUGUAACGUCUUUCUCAAUUUCCAAUACAAUGUUUGCGUUUGUAUAUCAUUUUGGAAUGGGAUUGUGUGUCUGUUGUUACUUAGUCUGCAUUUUUGUCAAGUUAGGGUCUUGAAGGUCCACUUGGAGCCGACUGUUAUUUUCUAACAGGGUUGCUCUUGUCCAGUAUUUAUUUAUCUGCUGUUUACUUGUCAGGUUGAUGAAAAACCAUCGUCUCGAUCUUAAAUGUCAUUUGUGUGCUCUCUUUAGUCGCUGAGAAGAAAAGGAAGAUACUCUGAGGCAUGUGAGUCCCCCAAAGGUGGCAUCCUCCCCGUGGGGGCAUUCCCCAGCACUUUAAUAGGGAUUGCCUCAGCGGCAUGGCUACAGUCCUGCUCUGCCCGCUCUGCUGUGCCGGGCUCUGCUGGCCUUUCCGGGGAGCUAGGCUGGCUCUCAGGGAGCUAGGCUGGCUCUCGGGGAGCCCCUGAUGUGGGCGAGCUGUUGAUAUUGUUGUCAGCAUAGCAGGCACGGGGAAGGCUGGAUGCAGUGUGAUUAUGUUGCAAUUGAGGAUCUGAAAUGAACUGAAGUGGAUAGAAACUGACGUCGACCUCUUGAAAAUCAAGAAUGCUCCAAAUUCCCAACCCACUGUAGAAUAAAGAGAAGGGCGGAAGGACAGGCAGCCUUACAAAAUAUUUUCCUUUUUUCUCUAACAUUGAGGAAGUUUUAUAUCGUGAUCCGGAUACACCAGGUGUGACUAAGAUUGAUUUAACAAGAAAGGGCUCCAGUCAUAGAACAUUCGGUAUAUUCGGGAACUCAUCACACUACAGUGAAUAGGUUAGCAGUGGAGUGGGGCCGUUAUGAAAAUAAAAUAAACAUGUUGUCUUCAUCGUUUUUAGUGCCAUUGGUUUAUAGCAGAAUUUUCUUCUUCCUUCUUUUUUCCUCUGUACACUUGGUGCUUACUGAAAUGUUCACUGUUCUCUCUAAGAGAGCAAUGGCUGGAUGUGCAGAGUUCAUGUCUAAUGUGCUGUUCCGUUUAUUCUUUCUUCUGAGUAGAUUGCUAACUGUGCCAAAUGCCAGUGGGGGUUUUUGAGUGUGGGUAAGAACUGACGGCUACAGCGCACACGGUUUCCUCUGUGCCAGCGUCAGGAUAGCCCGGCUCUCCAGGGAGAAAGGGCCGGUCUGUUUGGUCUUGCUGGAGGCGGCGAGGUUUCUUCUCUCUUUUCUUUGUUCUCUCUGCGUUUCCCUUCAGAUCGGAAUUCGAUUUUACACUUGUCUGGUGACUCUCCUAUAAUCACCACAGUUUAUGCUUUAAAAAGUAUAUGGUUAAGAAUAAAAAUGGGACCAAUUUGUCUGCUAAACAUUUGAUUUUAGGGUACUAUGUGAAUAUUGACUAGGAAGAGUUAAACAGGUGGUGUUAAUUUCUAGAUGUCUUCUGGAAAUUACCUUUGUUUCUAUUUAAGCAGUCAUUGAGAAUACCACUGUCCUUUACAGUAGUCUCAUAAUGGGCAUUAAGCUCUGUCCUGGAAGAAUGUACCUAUUACUAUUUGAAUUUUAAAGUGAGACAUUUUACUGGCACAUAUUUGUGGCCAUAUGUCUCAGAUUUUCUGAGACAAACCUAAUUUUAGAAAAUUGGUUUUGUUGAUUAGACCAUGAGAUCCUACUUUUUGGUUUUAGAAAUAGAAUCCUCGCUCCCUUGUUUUUCCCGGAGAAAAUCCGUUUUUAUUCAUAUAGAUCAGACAACAUUUUUUCCCAGACCAGGGGUGGAAAGUGAUAGGGAUCGGAUUGCUAGUGUUUUUCUGAAUGUCUUACUUCUCAGUUUCAUCUUCCUUUGAAAAAUGAAAAUAUGGUGCCUUCCUCCCCCCCCCCUCAAGGAGAUUGGCAAAUAGUUCCUUGUAUUUCCUGCUGCUGUGGAGUGAUGAGACAUGCACUUUACUCUUAAAGACUCAGCAAAAAGUUUUCACUUCUCAGUAGAUCCAGAAUAAAUCCUGGUUGGGACUUAAACUUUGCCAAGCAAUCUUCGUCAUGACAGUCAUUAAUGUUGACCCCUACCAUGUUGUAAGUCAGACUGGUGUGCGUUUAUUCUCCCCACUGCUCCCACCUCCCAUCUGUGGCACAGCAUAUAAAAAUGUACCUCAAUAGUGUUCUAUUAAAAAUGGGACAGGGGCCUUACGUUCUCAUGAUUCUCCAACAAUGUGCCACCACGUAUUUGCCUCAAGGUAAAGGUUUUAACAAGCUAAAAAGUACUUCCCAUUUCCCUGUGCUCUUUUCUACCCAUAAUGCCCAAGUGUUUUGUGCAAUGUGUAGUGUGUAUGUAUAAAUAUAUAUAUAUAUAUAUUCUUGAAAUAGACAUAACAUCAGAGACAUCAUUCAGAAGUAAUGUAUUGGCAUCUCAUUCAUAUUUCUGAUGUGAACUAUAUGGUACUAUUUACUUUUUCCUUAAUGUUUGCCAAAUUUGAAUCAAGGCAUUGGUACGAAAUUACAGAAUGUAUAGGAAGCAUUUUGGCUUGAAAAGUUAACAAAUGAAAGUAUUCAGACCUAUCACAAUGUACUCUGCCCAGACCAGCACCCUGUCUUCUUGCUGCCUGUUCCCCAUUCCUGCUUCCUCAUCUUUCAGGGUGUAACUGUUCUUUUCUAGCAUCCUGUAGUUGAAUUUCUCUGGCAGUUGGACAAGACAGCAUGGAAACAGGCUGGGAUCAAUAGUACGGUAGUCACCAGGGUGCCACAUUUGCAUUGGUGAAUGCAAAUAGAUGUUUUAUAAAAGAUAAAUGUUGUGUUAUGUUUCUAUUUUCAUUACAUUGUAUAAUAAUGUAAGAUUAUUGUAUGUCCUAAUUUGCAUUAUAAAUGUUUUUUUCCUACAUAAAGGCAUAAAUAUAGCAACUUUGUAUAAAGGUAGCUUAUUAGAUUUUAAUUUUUCUUCUAUAAAAGUUGUCUACAGUGGGACUACCAUUGCCAAAUUGUAUAUGAGAUAUGAAUUUUACCCCUAUGGUUAAUUUCUUUUCUAAACAUUCCAUAUUUCUCUAAUGAAAGAUGUGAUUCUGUACUAUGCAUAAAUUGUGUUUUAAUGCUGUUUCAUAUCAGCAUUUUAAUUUUGGGUUUGCAUUUUUAGUAUUGGCAAAACCUAACCACUGUUAAUUAGAACAAAACCUUGUUGUAUAUGUAACAGCAUCAUUUGCCUCCCCCCUCUUGCCCUCUGUUCUUUACCCCCUGUCAGUGCCAACUUCAUACAUUUUGUAGCAUGGCAAUAAAAUGUAACUUUUACACUGAGGCCGAGUGUGGCUUUUUGGAGGCAGUCGAGUGGGAGGAUGGCCACCCAGUUGUCCUGGGAUGUGACUCCUUUGCCAUGUAAGCCGUGUUGUUGGGCAUAAGAAGUUAUAUCUGGUGUAAACAUGCUUUUAAGGACAAGUGUGGAUGUGCUUUAGAGCUGUGUUUUCAAUGUAACAAGUCAUAAAUAACUAAUUUUUAAUGUUUGCAAAAGUCGGAGUUCUUGAAGUACAAUCAAAUCUUUAUUAACUGGAGUACUUAAAGAAUAAGCUAAUAAUGGAAUUUUGUUAAACAAGGGCUAAGCAACACUUUUUAAAAAUUCUUAUUUAUUGUGGAGUAUUAGUAUACUUUACUAUCCUAAAAUUAUAAUGUGUAAAAUAUGGUUUUAUCUUAGACAAUGUAGCAUCUUGCAAUGCCUUACUGUUAUCAUUCUGGCAUAAAUAUCCAUGAUGAGGUACUCAAGUUGAUACUGGAAGCUGAGCUGACUAUACACUGACCUUAAGCAUUCAUGAAAAACUGCUUUGUUGAAUAAAAUCUGAUGAGUUCUUAUGGUCAUUUUUCCCUUAUUGCCAAAAGUAGAUUGCAAUAAAACCCAAAUAAAAGCUUGGUUGGAUACUUUUAAA